AUGCCUCGACGACCCCUCGACCCCUCCUCCGACCCUCUCAACAAUUCAACCACUUUGAACCCUUCCCGAGCGCUCGAUCUCAUCAAGCUCCCGUCUAUUCCCAACCGGGAUACGAUUGGCACCAUUGCCGAACCGCGCCGCCCCCUAAAACAUCCGGAUCGGCGCCAUGGCUGGGUGGCCCCAGCGCUUGCGCGGAAUCUGGAACCCGCCCGCUUCUACAGCUCUGCUGGGCAUCGCCAUUGGUGCUGGGAGUAUACAAGUGCCCGUACGAGGCGGCUUCUAGUUGAGGCUAAGAGCAAUGGCAACGCUGCUCUUGCGCACCACAAUCGGUCUCGCCCAAUUGCCCACUUGUGCGCAAGCUGUGUCAUCGUCCUCGUAAGGCGAUCUCUUGCUAACUAA
Messenger RNA from Penicillium subrubescens, 399 nucleotides. RefSeq lists its product as uncharacterized. The record is from RefSeq and is a predicted model, not a curated record. Bases 1 to 399 code for a protein of 132 amino acids. Lineage: Eukaryota; Fungi; Ascomycota; Eurotiomycetes; Eurotiales; Aspergillaceae. The transcript has a single exon.